AUGAAAAGCAACCUCUGUAAAGGUGCCGUAGCGGGCCAAGGUGUGGCCUGCCCAGCCGCACUUAAAUCCGACGAUCACCAGGCGCUCAGUGACGGCGACGGCGAACAACUUUUCUGGACCGUGUUGACGCGACUGCAUGCCCUCGGCGACGAGUUGCUGGAGAAGUUUCAUGACGAGAAGACGAAAAAUGUGUGCGUAUUGGGGACGUACCUAGUCGCAGUCCUCGGGCUCGCCGUCACCUUGACAGGGCUCCGCAUGUUUUCAGGCCUCGCGUACUUCAAGUAUUACUGGUCUCUGAAGGAAACAGCGAAACCACAGACGAAAUUAAUCUCUCUCGAGCCUCUACCGGGAAACGCGGUUCAAACGAUCUCUGUGCCCGCUUACUGGGUCGGCGCACAAGACUUUCUUACCUACAGUGGCGACCGCGCAUCUCUCCCUCUGAAGAGCGAGCCUGCGGACGCCCCCUUUGAGACUCCUGAAGCCCUGGCCAACGCACACUGCAUGGGGCGGCGCCUCUGCUCGUUGGUCCGACACUCUCUUGACGACAGAGGAAGCAGGGAGCAACAAGCUUUGUCUGUGACGCUCACUUACAAGAAGUACCAGUUCUCUAACACCUAUCUCUCCCACUAUUUCAUAAUCAGUGCUGAGAAAUACCCUCAACUAAUGAUGAACGCAUACACUAUUUACGUAAAAGUAGAUGAGGAGGCCCCCCAAGUAUUCGGAGCGCGACCUGAGCACGUGGAGAGUCUUCGGACACUUCUGGAGGAGAUCGGCGCAGAGCAGCCAGACGUCCACCCAGACCAACCCAGUGAGUGCACGUUAUGGCCCCCUGGGGUGGAGCCGAAGCCUCAGUUGCCCCCAAUGCUGCUGCCUCCUCCCACUAUUUGCCCUUGGGAGGCAACAACAGUGUAG
Besnoitia besnoiti is the source of this 912-nucleotide messenger RNA. RefSeq lists its product as uncharacterized. The transcript has 3 exons. The record is from RefSeq and is a predicted model, not a curated record. The coding region runs from base 1 to 912 and encodes 303 amino acids. NCBI's taxonomy places the organism in Eukaryota, Apicomplexa, Conoidasida, Eucoccidiorida, Sarcocystidae.